AAUGAGACACACCUAAAAAGUAUUACCUUAGUUGUUCUGCAGUUCACAAGCCAAGGUAAAACUCAGUGAACACGAUCCAGAAAAGAACAAACAUUAUUUUUCAGCGCAAUUUACUGACAGAAUGGAUGACCUACGGUUCCCUGUGGUUAACAAUGAUGUUGAAAUUGGAUUCAAUUUCCUGCCACCCCUUGAUGAAGGGGGAACAAAGGAUUACUCAGACGAAUCAUGGUUCGUGCGGAUCCUACGAGUUAAGAUUUAUAUAGCAGUGGCUGCUACGAUCCUGCUCUCUUCUUAUGCUUUGUAUGUUCGUUACGCCAAUAGAUCUUCUGUUGUUUACAGCACUUCGGAAGAGGAAAUGAGAGGGAAAACUAUCCUAGUCACUGCAAAUCCUACAGGAAUUGGUCUGGAAGCUGCUCUUGAUUUGGCCCGACGUGGCGGGAGGGUCAUUUUGGCAUGUAGUGAAAUAAAGGAGGCGCAGGUGAUGGCCGCAUCUUCAGACACUUUCCAGAAAGGUGGCGUAAUUUUAGCGAGAAAACUGAACAUAUCUUCCCUGAGAGAGGUUAGGAAAUUCGCAGCUGAUUUUCUGAAAACGGAGAAAAGGCUAGACGCUUUACUGCUGGCAGCUAAUCUCGGAGGAUCUGACACGAAACACGUAACGGAUGAAGGACUGGAGCUAACUAUGGCUGCUAAUCAUUAUGGACAUUUUCUACUGGCGAACCUCUUGCUCGAUAUACUGAAGACAAGUUCACCUAGUCGUGUUGUAAUCAUGGCGUCAUCUGCUCACUCUCUUCUAACAUCGGUCAACCCAAAGGAUCUGAACUUUGAAACAAUAGUUUAUGGCGCCUUGAGGGCUUACGCACAAUCCAUGGCUUGUAAUUUGCUCAUGGCCAAUAACCUGGCACAUAUGAUGCUAGAAUUAGGUGUUACGGUGAACAGCAUGUGUCCAGGGAUGAUACAAAGCCAGCCGUAUAUUAGAGGAAAUGGCCUCAUAACAAAGAUCUACUUGAUUUUGCUAAAUGUAGCAACACGGACUGCUGAGGAGGGAGCACAGACGCUUAUACAUCUAGCUGUUUCAGAAGAUGGGGCCAAACAUACAGGAGCUUUCUUCGUCGACUGCAAGGAGCGAAAUAUGACCCCUCUGGGUAAAAAUCACGGGCUUGCUAAGAAGAUCUGGGAACGCUGUGAGGAGAUAGUUGGUCUUAAUCAGAGGAAAGACAAGUAAUUUUUCCUUUUUGUUAGAGUCUUUGGUAUGAGGAAGAAGAAGAGGAUGGAGCAGAAUAAGGAGCUGUGCCAUUUAUAAGAAAGUGACGUGAAUGUGAUGAAUAAAAGAUCAUGGCAA
This is a messenger RNA of Macrobrachium nipponense, 1339 nucleotides long. RefSeq names its product retinol dehydrogenase 13-like. The transcript is spliced from 10 exons. The record is from RefSeq and is a predicted model, not a curated record. The coding region runs from base 122 to 1222 and encodes 366 amino acids. NCBI's taxonomy places the organism in Eukaryota, Metazoa, Arthropoda, Malacostraca, Decapoda, Palaemonidae.